UUUAUCAUAAACGGUGCGUUUUAAGAAUAGUAUAUAAAUUCCCGCUUCCCUAAAUUCCCUCCUCAGCGAAGAACGCACAGAGAAGUCUCAAUCGCCGAUAAAUAUGGAGAGUAAAUCCUCCGGUUCGCCGGCGAGCUUUAUUGAUAACUUAGUGGUACCAGGAGAUGUGGUUGUUGAUCUUUCUAGCAUGACUAACCAGACAAUUAAGCUUGGUGGUGGGCUCCGUCAGGACUCUGAUGCUAUAUCUGUAAUGAAAGCAGGGAAAUUGAGGUUCUCAAAGCCAAAUAAAUAUUGGGUUGAAACCUCCCAAAAGAGGUAUGUGCCGUGUGCGGAGGACAGUGUUCUUGGAAUUGUUGUAGACUCUAAAUCAGAUAACUUUCUUAUCGACAUAAAAGGACCUGCCUUGGCUUUUUUGCCUGUGCUUGCAUUUGAAGGAGGGACCAGGAGAAACAUACCCAAAUUUGAGGCAGGUACCCUGCUCUAUGUUCGAGUUGUGAAGGCAAAUCCUGGAAUGAAUCCUGAGUUGUCAUGCACUGAUGCCAGUGGGAAGGCAGCAGAAUUUGGUGCCCUCAAAGAUGGCUACAUGUUUGAAUGUUCAACUGGUCUAUCAAGAAUGCUGUUGAGCUCACCAACAUGUCCGGUUCUUGAGGCUCUUGGCAAGAAGCUCUCCUUUGAGAUAGCAGUCGGCUUAAAUGGCCGUGUUUGGGUGAAUGCUAAUUCUCCAUCAAUAGUUAUUAUUGUUGCCAAUGCAAUCAUGAAUUCGGAGACUUUAAGUGGAGUGCAGCAGAAAAUUAUGGCAGAGAAAUUGCUGCAUAAAAUUCAGAAUGAUUGAAGAACUGCAAACAUUGUCUCUUGGAUCCACCAUAUUAAUUAAUUGGAAGGGACAGGUUCAUGUACGUAGAAGUUUGAAGACCAAAAUAUACGUCACCAGCUCAUGGUUUCGGAGGCUUAUAAUGGCAAGUACUUCCUGAAUGUACACGGGCUGUUGGAAGGAAAGUGUCACUUUUGAGAUAUUUGCCUAUUCACUUCCGCUUUAAAAGAUGCAAAAUAUUUUAAGCUGAGGAUUCGGAUUGAUUCUCUCCAAGUGCUUAUAUAAGUCAACAUUUUUGUAACUGUGGAUAUGUCGAGGCACUGAACUUCAAUCAAAUUUCGUUAAUUGUUUGUGCUGGUAA
Molecule: messenger RNA, 1172 nt
Organism: Populus nigra (black poplar)
Lineage: Eukaryota; Viridiplantae; Streptophyta; Magnoliopsida; Malpighiales; Salicaceae
Exons: 10
Coding region: 104-832 (242 amino acids)
Biological process (GO): U4 snRNA 3'-end processing; CUT catabolic process; nuclear polyadenylation-dependent rRNA catabolic process
Cellular component (GO): cytoplasmic exosome (RNase complex); nuclear exosome (RNase complex)
Molecular function (GO): RNA binding
Source: RefSeq, a predicted model, not a curated record